UGCAUUCAUUUGUAGUGCGUGGAGUCGCCAUGCUUUCCGUUUCACCCCUUGCUCCAGUCAGCAUCCCUUCGCACCUCGCACCUGGCUUGCAGCCUUCGGCGCACACAAGCUCAGCCUCUAGCGCUGGGUGCCGCUGGCCGUCCAGUGCUGUGGGUCUCCUGGGAGCAGUGGGGGUAGCCCGCAGCCGCCGCAAGGCGGUGGUGACAGGGGUUGAGAGGAAGAGCAAGGUGGCACGGGCUCCAAAACCCAAGGCCAGCUUCAACUGGGAGAAGCAAUGGUAUCCGGUGUUGCCACUUUCCAUGUUGGAGGGAUCGGGGCCUGAACCCAUCAAGCUGCUUAACAAGGAUUUGGUGCUUUGGAAAGAUGGCGAUGGAGAGUGGCGGUGCAACAGUGGCAUUUGUCCACACCGCCUGGCCCCUUUGGCACAUGGCAGGGUGAACUCCGAUGGCCAGCUGAUGUGUCGUUUCCAUGGCUGGUGCUUCAAGGGCAAUGGCUCUUGCAGCAAAGUCCCCAUGGCCGAAGGGGAUGAGGAAGCCAAAGCCAGAUUGCUGGGGCAGGAGCGCAGUAAGUUGGCUUCCUACCCCACCAAGAUCAAGAAAGGCUUGUUGUUUGUGUGGCCUCAUGCUGGUAGUGAAAAAGAGGCACUUGGAAAGGAUCCGUUUGUUCCUGAGGAGUUGUCUGAAAGUCCAAACUGGAGCUGCUUUGAUGUGCCUGCAGGUUGGAGAGUGUGGCUUGAACAAAGCUGGGAUCCCAGUCAUGCACCCUUCUUGCAUCAAUAUGCCUUGCCCAACUUUGCUCCGGAAUAUGCUUCCGCGAUGGAGCCCUUCCAAAUUCAGGAUUUGGGUGAUGAAGGUUUGAAGGUUAGCCAUGGUGGCUACAUGCAAAGCAAUAUGGGUAUGAAAGCCGAUCGACGAUUUAUGCCACCGUGUGCCAACUCGACUUCGUACUUGUAUCCGGAUGGUCGCAUUAUCGGCUUCAAUUUUUAUUUCAUUCCCACUGAGCCUGGGAAGGUCCGGCAAAUCACGACAUCGUAUUUUGUUCCAAGCAAAGAUGAAGAGUCCAAGCAGAAGAGCAACCUCUCUGGGAACAUGAUGCAGAUGUCUAAGGUUGUGCUAAAAGGUCGCAGCUUGGGCAGCGCCGAGACCAAGGUGCGGCGCAGCUGGGUGACCUCCGCCCUGGCUUGGAGCCAGGAGCGCUGGCCGGAGCUGGGCCGGAUCCGACGGGGCCUGGCUGCAUGGAAACUGCUACAGGGCCUUCUUGGGGAUCAAGACAACACCAUUCUCUCGUUCCAAGAUUCCGUGGGAUUGCCAGCUGUUCAGCACGGGCAGCUACGCCAGCCCCGAGUGUCAGAGAAGUAUGGUGGACCAGCAAGUGAAUAUCUUCUGGAAACCAAUGCCGAUGCUCUGGUGGCCCGUUUUGGUGCCUGGAUCGCGGAACGCGGGGGUGGGCCCUUUGGAUCCCUGAAGAAGGACCCGGAGCCUGUGGACCAACAGAUGGUCUUCGAUCGCUGGAUGGCGCAUACCUCCUUCAGCAAGGAUGCACAGGCCGCCCUGUCCUUCCUCUCCCGCCUUUCCGACAUCGCCGAGCGCCUGGUGGCCUGGAGCUGCCUGGCCGCAGCGGCGGCGCUGGCACUGGGCCUGGUGCGGCUGGCGGCGCUGCCGCUGCUGGGGGCGGCGUUGGGGAGCUGGGGAGCCAAGAAGGCGAGGAGGAAAGCGCAAGGUUUCCUGAGUGCACUGCCUUUACCUCCUGCACUUCCAAAACGAAAACUGUGGGAGUGAGGGCUUCACCUCCGAACAGCAGGAGAAAAGAGCAGUGCCAAUGUGAAGG
Molecule: messenger RNA, 1827 nt
Organism: Cladocopium goreaui
Lineage: Eukaryota; Dinophyceae; Suessiales; Symbiodiniaceae
Source: the annotation of a GenBank genome assembly